AGCAUGCAAAAAGGCAUCCAGUAAGUGUGUUUGAAAUCAUCAGCCAAGAAAGACUGUCUCCUCUUUCCUUUCGGGGUUCUUGUUGUCGAGUAUCACGAACAAUGCUUCGAUAAGGUCUGGGAUCCGGUGAUUGACGGCCCUAAGUUCCGCACGGACCCCAUGAGGUCCAGUGGUUCCCUCAUCAGUGGAGGAGCUGUAGAGGGCAUCCACAGACUGUGUUACAGGAGGGGCAGCUUGAAGAUAGCGAAAAAGGAUGCACAGAGCUCCAAACCCCUCGAAAGACCGCCAACCGCCAACGAUUGAGGCCCUCCAUCCGCCACCACAUCGUUACGAAGAGGUAUUGAUGUUUCUGCGUUUCUGCCCAUCCGAGUUUUUGGAGUGCAGUUGUAAUCUGGAACAGGCAGCCAGCAUUUGUAUUUGCGUCAUAAAAUAGCUGCUGGCAAUCAGUUGGUCUUCUAUACUAGCUAGUAAGCGGUCCUAUCUCCCAUCUCAGGGAGCAAAAAAGCAAGGUGUUGGAGGCACAUCCUGCUUGCUUACCAAGGUACUUGUGCUGACGACAUGACAAAGACGCCUAUUGAGGAUAGAGAGGAUUCAAAGGAAAAGAAACAGGCAGCCAAGCCUGCUGCCAAAAAGAAAGCCGCAGCCAAAGCUGCUCCUCCUUCUGGUGUCAUGAACGUAGCUGAACAAGAUCCCCCACGCCAUGCCAAGAAACGGUCUUUGCUAGCCAACGAGAACGAGGUUGCUGCCAAGAAGGCUCGGGCCCACAGUCAGCAACCGACCCUACCACCUUCUUGUUUCCAAGGCGACCUCUCCUUGAAAUCUGAAGGGGGCAAUAGGAAGGCAGCACCUUCCGAGACCCUGCAUACGGAGCCAUUGCAUUUGAGCGGGACCCUUGAAGUAGCAAAAGUGCCGAGCAGAGAAGACGAGAAGGACGACGACGACGAGAAGCUUGACGAUCGACUAACGUUUCCAGAGAGACUGAUGCAUCUUCUCCAGCACGAGAUACAGCCAAAGGCUCUCUGGUGGCAAAAAGACGGAGUUUCCUUUGGAUUUGAACCCAAAUUGUUCACGGACAAGGUACUGAACAAGCUCUUCCCCACCAAGAUCAAGUUUGAGAGCUUUAUUCGCAAGCUCAACAGAUGGGGGUUUCGAAGAGUACCUGGCCAGGGACUUCCUCCCAAUGGGGCGGCUUAUAAACAUCCGCUCUUCAAACGCAGUGACCCAAACUUGAUGAAAAGUAUGAAAUUUGGUCAGAAGGUUGAUAGCCGCAGGCCCAGCCAGCAAUUGCAGGGUCUCGUUCCCUCGACAGGAAUACUUGGUGGGCCGCAGCAUGCAGCUUUGGGACGGGCAGAGUCACAAGAUAAUCAGUCUCUUGUGGCCAUGCAAGCAUUGCAGAGUGCCCAGCACACGGCUCUUUUGCAGACAAUGGCCGGAGCACAGCAACAACAAGAUCAUCAGCAUCGCCAACAAUUACAGCUGCACCAACAAAGACAGCAACUUGCCCUCGCUGCGGACCACCUGGCUACACAAAAUGCUGCAUUGAAUAGCCUGGCUUCCAGCUCCGACAACCAACUACUAGAUCGACUAGCUCCCGCCAUUGACAGCCAACUACGAGAUCGACUGCUACUCAUGGGGCUUCCGAGAACAAUCCCGUCACUUCAAGGAGCGGCGACACUCCAACACCAACACGACCUUCCCAGCCUUCGCAGUCUUUCCAGCUUGCCUCGCGCAAGUCUCUCAACUGGGGGGCAAGGGCCCAAUGCUUCUUCCUCCACUGCCUCUGACAGAGACAUUCGCAAUGCUCUUUUGUAUGGAACAGGAUUGCCCUUAUCAGCAGCGGGGCAUCGGCGCAUCUCCACGUCCCCACCAAGCCAAAGGGAAGAGUCAUCGCUAGCGGCUGCUGCUGCGGCUGCUAUUGAUUCGCGCCGACUGUCAGUUCAAUCCUCUCAAAGAGACGAGUCAUCACUAGCCGCAGCGGCAGCCGUAUUGGACAGCGCAGCGGCGUUGUCGUCUUCUUCAAGUUUGGACGCCGCAGCCACAAGAAUAUUGCUUGGUGGCGGGAACACAUCAGGCUACACAGCCAUCCGCCGACCAAACCAGCCCGAGAACGCUGUUCUUCAUUCUUCACUUCUUUCCUCCGCACAGUUGUCAGGACAGUUCCCCAGCCAGUUGGGGACACAGUGGUCGCACCGAUUUGAACUGCUUCGUUCCCAACAGCAACAGCAACAUCAACAACAGCAGCAUCAUCAUCAUCAGCAGCAACAACAACAGCAGCAAGCUAGUUUGUCUCGGCAGGUUGGCUUACCGCAACAGCCAGGCUCAGGUUUGUCGACAACUGAACUGUGGCUCCUUCUACAGGAGCAAGAAAGACAACGCAGGCAGAAUGAGCAGAACGAUGGUCAUGGGCAGCCUUAGGUAACAGUGGAUAGCGCAGCAAUCUGGUUCUUUGGGAGUGGGAAACGACUUGGGUGGCUACAUUUGAUUUGCAGGGCUAGACUAUAGAUACGGUACUCGUACGCCCUGGCGACGAGUGAACUGUGCCACUGUGCCUUGCGCUAGAAGAGGCAUAUGCAGAAGAAAGUGCCAUAGUUCAUAACACGAGAUAGAUGAAUAUGUACAGAAAUGGAUGUGCUAGACUAUAUCCAUUGUGUUGCCAAGAGGUGGCAACCUUGUUUUUGAGCCGUUUUUGAAACCCCAACUCUUCCGAACCAUCUCUGACUCGCCGUACCGGUACCGUAC
Molecule: messenger RNA, 2739 nt
Organism: Seminavis robusta
Lineage: Eukaryota; Bacillariophyta; Bacillariophyceae; Naviculales; Naviculaceae
Source: the annotation of a GenBank genome assembly